This is a messenger RNA of Exophiala viscosa, 633 nucleotides long. Its product is annotated as RF-1 domain-containing protein. Gene Ontology annotation, molecular function: translation release factor activity. Gene Ontology annotation, biological process: translational termination. Lineage: Eukaryota; Fungi; Ascomycota; Eurotiomycetes; Chaetothyriales; Herpotrichiellaceae. The record is from RefSeq and is a predicted model, not a curated record. The coding region runs from base 1 to 633 and encodes 210 amino acids. The transcript has a single exon. Gene Ontology annotation, cellular component: mitochondrion.
AUGCUUCUCGUCCGGCAGGCCUUGAAGCGUACACCACUUUCGACAUGCCUAGUUAAACAUUAUCCCAGUACGGCGGUGGCCGUGGCCGUCCGCGGCCCCGCAGCCAGCUUCUCAACAACACCCUCUGCACGCAAGAAACCCGUACAACUCCCUCCCCGUCCAUCCGUAUCCGACGACGAGAUAAAACACACCUUCGUCAAGGGUUCCGGCCCAGGAGGCCAGAAGAUCAACAAGACCAACAGCGCUGCACAAGUUACACAUCUCGCGACGGGGAUCGUGGUCAAGAGUCAACGCACGCGGAGUAAGAGCGAGAACUUCAAGAUCGCAAAACGGAUUCUCGCGGAGAAAGUUGAGUUGCUAGAAAAGGGCGGCGAGUCGAGGGCGGCGAAGGUUCAUGAUCGGGCGAGGAAGAAGAAAUUGAGUGCUGAGAAGAAGAGGAGACGGAAGUAUAAGGCUCUUGCGGAGGAGGGAAACAAAGACGGAAAGGACGAUGGGGAUGAGGCAGAGGAAGAUGAUGGGGACGAGGAUCUGGUAGAUGGGCUGGAAGGUCGGAAUGGGUCUGGACUGGAGAGCAAGAAGGAGGGAUCUACGAGUGUGACUGAUGCAACGCAGACAGGCACGACGAAUGGAUGA